CUACUGUAGUUUUUACCCUCUCCUCAUAGUUCGUCAAUAUCUGAAGCGAGAGAAGGGGAUGGGGACUUAUAAAAUAUCCUCUUCUCCAAGAGGAUAAGGAAUGGCUGAUAACCUCGGCUUAGAUUGGAGGUCAGAGCAGGAUUUCCCUUACCAAGAGGGCGACAGGCGCCGGGACGUAAUCAGCGCGCGCCUACGGGAGUUCGGCGCGCAAGCCCCGCGGUGGCGUCACGGAUUCGCGACCGGGCCGGCGCUGGGGGAAGGAGAGCGGGCGACUGAGAUCCGGAGGAAUUGCGUCCUGUUCGCGGCGAGCCAGCUCCGGACCUGCCUCUGAGCACUUUCCAGGCUUUGGGGUAACAGAGCUGGCCUGCUGAGGGAUGCCCAAGAAGUUCCAGGGUGAGAAUACCAAGUCGGCAGCGGCCCGGGCACGGAGGGCUGAGGCCAAGGCAGCAGCUGAUGCCAGGAAGCAGAAGGAACUGGAGGAUGCCUACUGGAAGGAUGAGGACAAACACGUCAUGAGGAAGGAACAGCGCAAGGAGGAGAAGGAGAAGCGGCGCCUGGAGCAGCUUGAGCGCAAGAAGGAGACGCAGCGCCUGCUGGAGGAGGAGGACUCUAAGCUCAAGGGCGGCAAGGCCCCCCGUGCGUCUGCGCCCAGCAAGGUCACCCGGGCCCAGAUCGAGGAGACACUCCGCCGAGACCACCAGCACAAAGAAGCCCCGGACCCAGUCGAGAAAGCCAAGAGCCACUUGGAGGUGCCGCUGGAGGAGAAUGUGAACCGCCGCGUGCUGGAGGAGGGCAGCGUGGAAGCACGCACCAUUGAGGAUGCCAUCGCCGUGCUCAGCGUGGCAGAAGAGGCUGCGGACCGGCACCCAGAGCGCCGCAUGCGGGCGGCCUUCACUGCCUUCGAGGAGGCACAGCUGCCGCGGCUCAAGCAAGAAAACCCCAACAUGCGGCUGUCACAGCUAAAGCAGCUGCUCAAGAAGGAGUGGCUGCGGUCGCCAGACAACCCCAUGAACCAGCGGGCCGUAACCUUCAAUGCCCCCAAGUGAGCCCAGAACUGGGGGAGCCGCCCCACAGGCGGUCAGGGUCGUGAAGUCACACGCCCUCCUGCUGGGUCAGCUGCGUGGGUUACAGAGAGGUACGGGGCUGAGGCGUGUGUCCUGGGGGCUACGUGGCAUCAUAGGUCGUGCCUCCCGCUGGAGAGUCCCGCUUCGAGUGAUGCCCGCCGCCCCCUUCCUGCGCCCGCAGAGCCCUGGGAAUGAUGCCCAAUAAAAGCAGUCGGUGAGGCA
Molecule: messenger RNA, 1286 nt
Organism: Mustela erminea (ermine)
Lineage: Eukaryota; Metazoa; Chordata; Mammalia; Carnivora; Mustelidae
Gene: CCDC124
Product: coiled-coil domain containing 124
Exons: 6
Coding region: 375-1046 (223 amino acids)
Biological process (GO): transcription by RNA polymerase II
Cellular component (GO): nucleus
Molecular function (GO): transcription coactivator activity
Source: RefSeq, a predicted model, not a curated record